AUGCUGCACGCGACGCGGUCGGUGCUUCUGGUGGCGGUCCUUUCGGCCGUCAUCGCGACCACCCACGCGUUCCUCGGAUUCGGCGGAUCGGCACGCAAAGACGACGCCAAAUGGGCUCACUAUCACAACCAGCAACAAUUGGAGGCCAAGCUGACCGAAAUCAACGAGAAAUGCCCCGAGGUAAGGUUGCGUGACGCGAUGUUUUUCUCUCUUUUUUGUCAGUUCCGUGUUGCCCUCACUCCGUCUCGGAGCCUUUCUAUUUCUGUUCGUUGCCAAAGCACCUGUCAUCAUUCGUUAUUGAGAGUGCAGAAAUUUCGAUAAAAAACAUGUUAAUAGGGAGAAAGAGAGAAUUGGGGAGAGGGGCGCAGAUGGGAGAGAGAGAGAGUCGCUCGGAUGACUCAUCUUUAAUUCCAAUUACUAAUUCUCAACCCAAAGAAUUCCCCCUUUCUCAUUUUGUGCUAGAGAUGACACUUCUGCUCUCCCCUCCUUCGUGUACUUUGGUCGCUUCCCCGAAUGACGAACAUCUCUUUCCUUCUGCUCGAUUCUGUUUCUCUGCUCUCUCAAGUUGGAGUGCUCAUGGAUGUGUAACGAGCGGAUGACGUGGCACUCUAGUCCUUGGCGCGCGCUGAAUAAUGUCAUGCUUUCCGAAAAGAUCGGCACAAUAUAAAUGUUUGUGCUCUGGAGCAAAAUAAUCGUGUGUUUUCAGAUCUCGACUCUCUAUGAAAUCGGUCAAUCGGUCGAGGGCCGUUCUCUCCUUGUAAUCCACUUCUCUACCACUCCAGGAGAGCACAUUCCAACGAAGCCGGAAGUGAAACUCAUCGGAAAUAUGCACGGAAACGAGCCGAUAGGAAGAGAACUUCUUCUCCGUUUCGCUGAGAAUCUCUGUGAUGGAGCCAUCAACAAUGAUAAGGUACAGAAAAUGGAGUACAUUCAUCUUGGUAAAUAUACGUUUUUUCCAGGAAGUCAUCCAACUUCUCAACUCCACUUCCAUUCACAUCCUCCCUUCGAUGAACCCUGACGGAUUCGAACUCGCUCUGACUACCGAGCCGGCCAAGAGACAAUGGUUGACUGGCCGUUCGAAUGUGAACGGAGUCGAUCUGAACAGAGACUUCCCGGACCUCGACAGCAUCUUCUACGAACUCCAGAAGAUUGGAGUUCCGAAGUACGAUCACCUGCUUUCUCUGUUCGAGGACAACGUCGACCGCCAGCCAGAGACCAUCGCCGUCGGCCAGUGGACUCUUUCCCUUCCGUUCGUUCUCUCUGCCAACUUCCAUGAGGGAGACCUGGUCGCCAACUAUCCGUUCGACGCCGCCGUCGAUGAGACUUCCCAGAAGGCUGAUUACUCGGCUUCCCCGGAUGACGGAACUUUCCGUUGGCUCGCCAAGUCUUACGCCGACAACCACGCCCACAUGUCGAAGAACGACCAUGCUCCGUGCGACGGAAGCAGCCAGGACGCGUUCGCCCGUCAGGGAGGAAUCACCAACGGAGCCAAGUGGUACUCGGUCGCCGGAGGAAUGCAGGACUUCAACUACUUGGCCACAAAUGCCAUGGAGAUUACUUUGGAGCUCAGCUGUGAAAAGGUGACAUUUCAUGGAUAGGCGGGGAUUAGAAAGUGACAUUUGCAGAUGCCCGAGGGAUCUCUUUUGCCGCAAUUCUGGGAGGACAACAAGAAGUCAAUCUUCGAGUACGUCUGGAAGGCGCACAGUGGAGUCAAAGGAUCAGUCGUCGACGCCAUCACUGGUGAGCCGAUCAAACGCGCUGUCAUCUGGAUCCGCAAUGGAACCGAGUCUGUCCCAAUCAAGCACCCGGUCACCACUUGGUCCGAAGGAGACUACUUCCGUGUUCUGCCCGCCGGAAAGUACGAAAUCAUCGUCGCCGCCGAAGGAUACGACAUUGCCGCCAAGAACGUGACCAUCGAGAACAAGGUCCGAGACAGCGCUCUCGUCGUCAACUUUGCUCUUUCUCCAGCCGCUGAGGAGCCGGCCGAGGUUUGAGAGACAAUUUGGAAAACGGAAAACAGUGUGGAGAUUACAGAACGAGCAGGAGAAGAUCGCCGAAAUUGUCAACGAGAUCACGCGUCGCCGUUGA
Molecule: messenger RNA, 2088 nt
Organism: Caenorhabditis sp. 36 PRJEB53466
Lineage: Eukaryota; Metazoa; Nematoda; Chromadorea; Rhabditida; Rhabditidae
Source: the annotation of a GenBank genome assembly